Molecule: messenger RNA, 2510 nt
Organism: Dacryopinax primogenitus
Lineage: Eukaryota; Fungi; Basidiomycota; Dacrymycetes; Dacrymycetales; Dacrymycetaceae
Product: OPT oligopeptide transporter
Exons: 9
Coding region: 78-2480 (800 amino acids)
Biological process (GO): transmembrane transport
Molecular function (GO): oligopeptide transmembrane transporter activity
Source: RefSeq, a predicted model, not a curated record
CAACGGGCCCAACGGCUGCUUCCCCAGCUCCUCGCCAACGUGUCUUGCUCUCUCACUACGGAGAGGUCGACGAGACGAUGGACAACACGUAUCAGCCAGACAUUCUGGAGUAUUCUCCGGACCUGGAGGGGAACAUUCCUGUAAACCAGGCACAGCACCUCCGGGAAGACGUCGCAGAGCACCAUCUGAACGAUCCGAACUACUAUGUUCAAGAACACAUUCAGCUUCAUCGAGUCCAUCGCUCGACGGAGAAAAUGACCGACUUCAGCUCGAUCGACGAUCGCGUAGCGGUUGAAAUUGAGAAUGACCUUGAGGACGACUCCCCUUACCCUGAGGUCCGGGCCGCGGUGUCGAAUACCGAUGACCCAACCAUGCCGGUCAACACGUUCCGCACGUGGUUCUUGGGCUUGUUGUUCACCAUUGUCAUCUCCGGCCUCAAUCAGUUCUUCUCACUCAGGAUACCAUCCGUAACCAUCACUGCACUUGUCGCACAGUUGGUCGCUCUGCCCUGUGGCAAGUUCCUGGAGCGGACGCUCCCGACGAGGAAAUUUCAUACAUUUGGUUAUGAGUGGUCGUUCAACCCAGGCCCUUUCAACAUCAAGGAGCAUACUGUCAUCACUGUGAUGGCUAAUGUCGUGUACGGUGGGGCGUACGCAACGGACAUAUUGAUUACGCAGACCGUGUUCUACGGCGAGACGCUACCAGUUGGAUACCAACUGUUGUUGGUGAUCUCCACCCAAAUGAUCGGCUUUUCCUUCGCCGGCAUCUGUCGCCGCUGGCUCGUGUGGCCAUCCUCAAUGAUCUUCCCCUCCACCCUGGUGAAUACUGCAUUGUUCAAUACCCUGCAUUCUACCUACGGCCACGACGACAAAGGCAGGAUCUCACGCGAGAAGUUCUUUCUUCUCGCGUUCCUGUGCUCAUUCCUGUGGUAUUUCUUCCCCGGAUAUAUCUUUGCGGCCCUCUCAUACUUCAACUGGAUCUGCUGGAUUGCCCCGAAUAACUUCAUCGUCAAUGCCCUCUUUGGUUUCAACUCCGGCCUGGGCAUGAGUAUUAUUACAUUCGAUUGGGCGCAGGUCACCUACACGGGCUCCCCGCUCGUUUCACCGUGGUGGGCAGAGGCCAACGUCUUCGCGGCUGUCGUCAUCGUUUACUGGCUUGUCUGCCCUAUCAUGUACUUCACAAACACUUUCUUUGGUGGCUUCUUGCCGAUGGUUAGUGGCAGCUCUUGGGAUAACACUGGCGCCGAGUACGAUGCCACUCGCAUUAUUGUUGAUGGCGUCUUUCAAGAAGAGCUAUACCAACAGUAUUCCCCUCUUUACCUGUCGACCUCCUUCACACUCGCCUAUGGCCUCUCGUUCGCAGCACUGACCAGUACCAUCGUCCAUACGUUCCUAUGGUAUAGACAUGAUAUUAUCCGCCAAUUCCGGGCCUCCCUCAAGGAUGAAUCCGACAUUCACUCCCGCCUCAUGUGCGCAUACAAGGAAGUGCCCCAUUGGUGGUAUGCGGCACUCGGUGUCAUUAGCCUCGUAUGUGGCAUUGUCUGCAUCGAGGUAUAUGACACCAAGCUGCCGGUCUGGGCGUUCUUCGUUGCGCUCGGAAUUGCCCUCAUCUACCUCAUUCCCGUCGGGAUGAUCCAGGCCAUCACUAAUCAGCAAGUCGGGCUGAACGUGAUCACAGAACUAAUCGUUGGAUACGCGGUUCCUGGAAGACCGGUUGCGAUGAUGAUCUUCAAAACCUUUGGCUACAUUACCAUGUCUCAAGCGUUGGCAUUUGUCUCUGACCUCAAACUUGGACAUUACAUGAAAAUCCCUCCUCGGUUGAUGUUUACUGCUCAGGUUGUCGCUGGUCUGCUUGCGUGUUUCAUUGUGGUUGGCGUUCAGGAUUGGAUGCUUGGAAAUAUUGACGGGAUCUGCACUCCAGAGCAGAAAGACCAUUUCUCUUGUCCCAACUCUCGGGUCUUCGGCACUGCGUCUCUCAUUUGGGGUGGAAUUGGGCCACAACGCAUCUUCUCCAAAGGCGCAGUCUAUUAUCCGCUUGUGUAUUUCUUCCUCAUCGGCGCAAUUCUGCCAAUUCCCUUCUGGCUUCUUGCCAAAAAGUAUCCUCAAUCAUGGUUCAAAUAUGUCAACAUCCCAGUCUUCUUCACUGGACCAGGUUACAUGCCCCCGGCAACUCCUAUUAACUAUGCUGCAUGGUUCGUCGUCGGCACAUUUUUCCAGUACUUCAUGAGGCGGUAUCACUUUACAUGGUGGUCUCGAUACAACUACAUAUUGUCUGCUGCCCUCGAUUCUGGUCUGGCAAUCUCAACCAUAGUCAUUUUCUUUGCAUUGUCAUUUCCUGCGCAUGGGACGAUUGGCGCAGAUAACCUCGCACUGUGGUGGGGAAAUACAGUAUUUUUGAAUACGAUCGACUUCGCCGGUACCCCACACUUAGCACUUCCUGAAACCGGAUAUUUCGGAGUACCGCAGGGUUCCUGGACAUGAAGUCAAAUAUUGCAUGUUCAUAUCGUCGCA